UUUCACUUGGGACUUUUUCUUUUGUUGUUUUGGAUUUCUCUUCUCCUUUUGAAUGCAAACACUUCUUUUGCUCUUCUCAAGAACUGCUACUUUGAUCACCAAAAUAACACUUCGUUUCUUGAGAGACAGGAAAACAAGAAGAAACCCAGAAAAGAAAAAGUUGAAAUGAAUAUGGUUUUUUGAAAACUCUUUGUUUAGAGAGGUCUGGUACGAAUCGCCGUAGUUUUGGGGUUACUGUUUGGAGCCUAAAGUUUAGCUCGUGAAACCUAGUUGGUGUUUGUAGACUUUCUUUUUGGUUAAAGUCAAAUCUGAACCGCCUAUUUCUGAUCUGACGGUUGUUUAUUCAUCUUCUUUUUUCGUUUUUCAAUUGUUUUUUUUUAUUUUAUUUUGAUGGAUGGGAUGUGAUGUUCUUAUAUAAAGUCUUCCAGGUUUGUUUUUUAAUGCAGAUUUUCCAGUAUCUGAAACACCCAACAAAAUACACUCUUCGCUGCUGUGCAGGCUUUUUCCAUGGCGUUUUGAGCUUUGCAGCUACUCGUUGAUCUUUUGACUCGCUUUUCCGAGAGAGAAAAGCAGAAGAGAAUCUGAAUAGGGUUUCUCUUUUGUUGUUUUUUUGAGUGUCAUUUUGCUUUCACCGAUGAAUCGACGACUCCUUUUGUUACUAUCCUCGUUUUCCUUCGCCGCAUUAUUCCUCUUCCUUGUCGGGUUUUUCUCAGGUCAGGGUAAAAACAUCAGUGGUUCAUUGGGGUUGAAGCUGUUGGCGUUUAGGAUCAAGCAUUGGAACAACACACUUCCCACUCCACACCGCAAGCUUCUUCGUGGAACAGCAAUGGAGGAACCCAACCGAAGCUGGGGAGAGAAGUGUACCAAGGCUGAUAUUGUUAUCAACCAGGGACCCACAGCCCCACUCCCAAGUGGCAUACCAACCUACACUGUUGAGAUCCUGAAUGUGUGUGUCACUGGCUGUGACAUCUCUGGAAUUCACCUAAACUGUGGCUGGUUUAGCUCUGCUCGCCUCAUCAACCCCAAAAUUUUCAAGCGCCUUCGCUACAAUGACUGCCUUGUCAACGACGGCAAGCCCUUAGUCAUUGGUGGGACACUCUCAUUUCAGUAUGCCAAUACCUUCCCUUACCCUCUUUCUGUCUCCCGUGUGGUCUGUUCUUAGUAAACAUCAAAUACCUUGCUACAAACAUUGAACAGCUAGCAGUGUUGAUAUAAAGCCACUCAAAGCAAGGACUGGUUACUGGUUAGUUUACAACACUUGAUGCCAUCAUACCUAGAUACCCUUGUGAUCCUUUUGGUUUUGCAGAUUCUGCUUUAGCUUUAUAUCAUUACUGGUUUGAGUGCUUUCGGGAGAUUGAUAUAUACUGUAAAGUGUUUGUAUUGUGAAUUUUGCUUGACGGCAUUGCGGAGAUAGGGAUGAAACUUGAAUGAUCACUGAGCUGAACCGGUUUUGUCGGAUGAAGAUCGAGCAUGAAUUUUGGUUGUGGCUUUUGUAAAUAGGAAUGUGGUAUAUGGAUUGUAAGCAUGAGGAACCCCUAUAUUGAGGCAAUAUGCGAGAAAUGAAACUGUGAUUAGAGGAUGUUUUGUAUCAAAAUGUGUGUUGUUUUGAUCAUGACAUUGAAAAGGGAAUGAAUGAAUGAGAUGAUGCUUCUUAUACUGCUUGCUUUGUUAGUUCUUUAUUGUUUUUGAUAUUUGAGAAUGGCCAUCUUUGCCAACUUUGCUGGUUAUGGCGUCAGUUUCUUUGAUCCUACUCUCUCUCUCUCUCUCUCUCUCUCUAACGAUUGUUAGGGACACUGAGACGGCAAAAAUCGUCUUUAGCCAUUCAUGCAACUGGUCAAUUUUUUUGACGUUGCCUGUGGUUGUCCUUUUAUGCGCAAACAAAAUAAGG
Messenger RNA from Durio zibethinus, 1888 nucleotides. RefSeq names its product protein TAPETUM DETERMINANT 1-like. Gene Ontology annotation, biological process: cell fate determination. Lineage: Eukaryota; Viridiplantae; Streptophyta; Magnoliopsida; Malvales; Malvaceae. The record is from RefSeq and is a predicted model, not a curated record.